CUCACUCAAUCCACCCACAAUUCCACAACCUCCACUUUUCUUUUCUCCUUUUUUUUUUACUCCACUUCUCCACUCUCCUACAUUACUACCUCUUUUUUCACUCACUGCAGGAUUUCACUUUUUAUCAGUUUCCUGCUGCCUACGUGAAUAGAAUCAACAGAAAUUUUGUGAAUUCAGUUUUGGACUUUUGGCCACCCUUUUCAUUUUCUUUUCUUAAGAGCCCGUGAAGAGAGCUAUAAGAUAGAAUGGUACAUCACUGUCUCAGAAAGCUUACAUCUUGGUAAAUUAAAAGUGAAUUCAGAAAAAAAGUCCCCUUUUGGGUCUAUAUUACGGUCUCUCAUAAUUGUUUCAGUCAAGGGUGCAAUCUGUAUGUUUCAUUUGGUUAAUGGGUUGUCAAGAAGAAAAUUUCUAUAUAGUUUUUGUGUAGAAAGUUGGUUGAUUAAGGAGGUCUUUCUUGGUUUACUGCUGUGUUCUAAAAUUUGCUAGCUUUUUACAGAGGUUCGAUUGAAGAGGAGAAAGAAGAAGAAUUCAUAGAAGGAUUAGCCUUGUUCCUGCUUUUAUGUUUUUGGAGAAUUAGAAGAUUUGCAUCGGUGGAAAAAAAAAAUGAUUACUGUAAUGAAUCCUCUGAACAGACCCAUGAAUGAAGGGGAAAGAUGCUUGGACCAUCAGUUAUGGCAUGCCUGUGCUGGUGGGAUGGUCCAAAUGCCACCGGUGAAUUCCAAAGUCUUCUACUUUCCACAAGGCCAUGCCGAGCACGCCCAGAAGAAUGUGGAUUUUGGGAAUUUUUCCAGAAUCCCACCACUGAUUCUGUGCAGAAUCUCAUCCAUCAAGUACAUGGCUGAUACAGAGACUGAUGAGGUCUAUGCCAAGAUAAGUUUGAUUCCAUUGAGAGGAAAUGAAAGCAAUAAUGAUGAUGAUGAUGGAGGGAUUCUGGGUUUGGACAAAGAUGGAGGAGGUCAGGACAAACCCAAUUCCUUUGCUAAGACAUUAACUCAGUCAGAUGCCAACAAUGGUGGAGGCUUCUCUGUUCCUCGUUAUUGCGCUGAGACUAUAUUUCCGAGGUUGGAUUACUCAGCUGAGCCUCCUGUUCAGACAAUUUUGGCCAAAGAUGUUCAUGGGGAGAUUUGGAAAUUCAGGCAUAUUUACAGGGGGACGCCAAGGCGUCAUCUUUUGACUACCGGGUGGAGUAAUUUUGUGAACCAGAAGAAGCUUGUUGCUGGUGAUUCAAUCGUGUUCCUGAGAGCUGAAAAUGGGGAUCUUUGUCUUGGAAUCAGAAGGGCUAAAAGAGGGAUUGGUGGUGGACCUGAGGUAAUAACUACGGGAUGGAACACCGGAGCUGGAAGCUGCAAUUCCUCCUCCAUGUAUGGUGGAUUUCCAAGGCUUCUAGGUGAAGAAGAAAACAACAGGUUCUUGAGGAGUAAUGCUAGCAAGUGCGGGAACGGAAACAGUGAUUUAGGUAUGAAAGGAAGGGGUAACUUAAGGGCUGAAUCGGUGAUUGAAGCAGCAAAUCUUGCUGCCAAUGGACAGCCAUUUGAGGUCAUCUACUAUCCACGGGCAAGCACGCCGGAAUUCGUGGUGAAGGCAUCUUCUGUCAAGUCUGCAAUGCGUACUCAGUGGUGUUCUGGGAUGAGAUUCAAGAUGCCUUUUGAGACUGAGGACUCAUCCCGAAUUAGCUGGUUUAUGGGAACUAUCUCCUCUGUUCAAGUUGAUGACCCCAUCCGUUGGCCUAAUUCUCCUUGGCGCCUUCUCCAGGUUGCUUGGGAUGAACCAGAUUUGCUUCAGAAUGUUAAGCGAGUGAGUCCAUGGUUGGUGGAACUGGUGUCAACUAUGCCAGCCAUCCAUCUUUCUCCAUUUUCUCCACCAAGAAAGAAGUUGAGGCUUCCGCAACCUCCAGAAUAUCCCUUUGUUGGCCAACUUUCCAUGUCAUCACUUCUUACUAACCCCUUAAGCCCAAGCAGCCCCUUGUGUUGUUUACCAGACAACAUUACAGCAGGCAUACAGGGAGCCAGGCAUACUCAUUUCGGAUUAACUUCCUUAGACCCGCAUUUCGACAAACUGCAAGGAGGAUUCUUCCCUCUCAAACCUAAGCAGCUUGAUCUUGUUGCACCACCGUCUAGAAUCUCCAAUAGUUUCACGGCGCAUUCUGAAUCCAAGGACGACAUGUCUUGUGUGUUAACCAUGGGAAGUUCUGUACAAGAACCAAAGACUGAUGUCCAUAGAAAACCGGCUGCGUUCACUUUGUUUGGUCAGCCAAUUUUAACCGAGCAUCAGAUUUCUCAGUGCUCCUCUGGGGAGACAAUUGGAAACAGUCCAUUAGUUAAGAAACAAGAGAAGACUGCAAAUGUGUCCGGCAGCUCAGGAUCUGCAGUUGUUCAGAAUGAUCAGCAAGAGAACUCUUCUGGUGAAGGUUCUCCAUGGUACAAAGAUCAGAAAAGCGAGUUUGGAUUGGAGACCGGUCAUUGCAAGGUGUUCAUGGAAUCGGAAGAUGUUGGCCGGACGCUAGACCUAACAGUUUUCGGCACUUAUGAGGAGCUCUACAAAAAGCUGGCUGAAAUCUUUGGCCUUAACCGAUCAGAAAUGCCGAGCAAUGUGCUUUACCAGGACCCAGCCGGCGUCGUCAAGCACACAGGAGAUGAACCAUUCAGGUAUAACAUUAUUAUUAUAGCAUCCAUUUGUGAUUUCUCUUAAUUAUACAGGUUUUUCCAUUAUGUUUGAGCCAUUUGGUUUGUUAUAUUAAUACAAUUUUGCCGCUUCCUUUGUUAUUUCAGUGAGUUCCUGAAGAAUGCAAGGAGGAUUACAAUUCUGACUGACUCGGGCAGUGACAACAUUGGACGUUAGAGGGAAAAAAAAGAGGAAGGAAUUGAGAAUCUUUGUUUGCAGAACAGAGAACUGGAAAAUUCAGCCAUUAUUCCGAUUCUUAAUGUUUAUUUUUGUUGUAUCAGUUUGGUUAGAAGUUACUAGUAACAAAAAACUAAGAACUGCAAAUGGAUGUUUUAUGCCACUUCCUUUUCCAAAAACCCCUCAAAGAGGAGAUUCAAAACAGAGAAGGAAGUUGUAUAAAAGAUCCUUAUAUUUAUCUUAGCCAUGGAAUAAAAAAAGCCUCUUCACACCGGACAAUGGACAUGGCACUUGGCUUUUCUCUUUGUAUUAGUUCUUUUUUUUUUUCUUUUCUUUUUAUUAAGCUAUAUAAUUCCAAUGCUUUUUGAACUUUGUAAAUGGGAUUGUUUAUCUAAAAUCUUUGCAAUUGAACAUGCAAUUUGUCCUC
This is a messenger RNA of Oldenlandia corymbosa var. corymbosa, 3265 nucleotides long. The record is from the annotation of a GenBank genome assembly. Lineage: Eukaryota; Viridiplantae; Streptophyta; Magnoliopsida; Gentianales; Rubiaceae.